UCCCUCCGCCGCGAGGGGAGGGCACGGCUCGCGCUGAAUCGCCCUUUGUCCCUCCGCCGUCGGGAGCGCCCGGCGCGGAACUCGCUCCCUGCGCGUGCCCGCGUCCCGCACAGAGCCCAGUGGAAGCGCCGCGGCGGCCAGGCCGGGCGGGAGGCGCGUGCACGCAGUGGCGGCCGCGCGGCACGGUGUCCCUCCGCCGUCGAGGCCGCGGCCUCCUUUUCGUAUCCUUCCACCGUGCCCGGGCGGGGUCCGGGCGGCUCACCGGGGGCGGCGACGCGGCGGCGGUGCGGGUGGCGGGGCUGCGGGGAGAUGAGGUGAGGACGCCGAGGGACCGGAGGCGGCACCGCGCGGCGCACGGACCUGGGACUCGGAGUCCCGAAGCCGACGGACGCGUUCCGUACGGACGGCCGUGCGCGAGGCGGAGGAGAGAACAUUGAAAUUCUUCUCUGAGCUAUUUGAAGAGAGUGACUAAAUGCACCUGGGUCAGGCUGUCUGUGGGUAUGAAGUGGUUGGGAGAAUCCAAGAACAUGGUGGUGAAUGGCAGGAGAAAUGGAGGCAAGUUGUCUAAUGACCAUCAGCAGAAUCAAUCAAAAUUACAGCACGCGGGGAAGGACACCCUGAAGGCUGGCAAAAAUGCAGUCGAGAGGAGGUCGAGCAGAUGUAAUGGUAACUCAGGAUUUGAAGGACAGAGUCGUUAUGUACCAUCUUCUGGAAUGUCUGCCAAGGAACUCUGUGAAAAUGAUGACCUAGCAACCAGUUUGGUUCUUGAUCCCUAUUUAGGUUUUCAAACACACAAAAUGAAUACUAGCGCCUUUCCUUCGAGGAGCUCAAGGCAUUUUUCAAAAUCUGACAGUUUUUCUCACAACAACCCUGUGAGAUUUCGGCCUAUUAAAGGAAGGCAAGAAGAACUAAAAGAAGUAAUUGAACGUUUUAAGAAAGAUGAACACUUAGAGAAAGCCUUCAAAUGUUUGACUUCAGGCGAAUGGGCACGGCACUAUUUUCUCAACAAGAAUAAAAUGCAAGAGAAAUUAUUCAAAGAACAUGUAUUUAUUUAUUUGCGAAUGUUUGCAACUGACAGUGGAUUUGAAAUAUUGCCAUGCAAUAGAUACUCAUCAGAACAAAAUGGAGCCAAAAUAGUUGCAACAAAAGAGUGGAAACGAAAUGACAAAAUAGAAUUACUGGUGGGUUGUAUUGCCGAACUUUCAGAAAUUGAGGAGAACAUGCUACUUAGACAUGGAGAAAACGACUUCAGUGUCAUGUAUUCCACAAGGAAAAACUGUGCUCAACUGUGGCUGGGUCCUGCUGCGUUUAUAAACCAUGAUUGCAGACCUAAUUGUAAGUUUGUGUCAACUGGUCGAGAUACAGCAUGUGUGAAGGCUCUAAGAGAUAUUGAACCUGGAGAAGAAAUUUCUUGUUAUUAUGGAGAUGGGUUCUUUGGAGAAAAUAAUGAGUUCUGCGAGUGUUACACCUGCGAAAGGCGGGGAACUGGUGCUUUUAAAUCCAGAGUGGGACUGCCUGCGCCUGCUCCUGUUAUCAAUAGCAAAUAUGGACUCAGAGAAACAGAUAAACGUUUAAAUAGGCUUAAAAAGUUAGGUGACAGCAGCAAAAAUUCAGACAGUCAAUCUGUCAGCUCUAACACUGAUGCAGAUACCACUCAGGAACAAAACAAUGCAACUUCUAACCGAAAAUCUUCAGUUGGUGUAAAAAAGAAUAGCAAGAGCAGAACGUUAACGAGGCAAUCUAUGUCAAGAAUUCCAGCUUCUUCCAACUCUACCUCAUCUAAGCUAACUCAUAUAAAUAAUUCCAGGGUACCAAAGAAACUGAAAAAGCCUGCAAAGCCUUUACUUUCAAAGAUAAAAUUGAGAAAUCAUUGCAAGCGGCUGGAGCAAAAGAAUGCUUCAAGAAAACUCGAAAUGGGAAACUUAGUACUGAAAGAACCUAAAGUAGUUCUAUAUAAAAAUUUGCCCAUUAAAAAAGAUAAGGAGCCAGAGGGACCAGCCCAAGCUGCAGUCGCCAGUGGGUGCUUGACUAGACACGCGGCGAGAGAACACAGACAGAAUCCUGUGAGAGGUGCUCAUUUGCAGGGGGAGGGCUCACCCUGCACCUACAUAACCCGGCGGUCAGUGAGGACAAGAACAACUCUGAAGGAGGCCUCUGACAUCAAGCUCGAACCAAAUACGCUGGAUGGCUAUAAAGGCAGCGUGACGGAACCUUGCCCUGACAGUGAUGAGCAGCCAGCUCCCGUGGUGCAGGAGGAAGAACUGGCUCACGAGACUGCACAAAACGGGGAGGCAAAGUGUCAUAAAAGUGACACAGGCAUGUCCAAAAAGAAGUCACGACAAGGAAAACUUGUGAAACAGUUUGCAAAAAUAGAGGAGUCUACUCCGGAGCAUGAUUCUCCUGGAAAAGACGACACGGUGCCAGAUUUGAUGGGGCCCCAUUCUGACCAGGGCGAGCACAGUGGCACUGUGGGUGUGCCUGUGAGCUACACAGACUGUGCUCCUUCACCCGUCGGUUGUUCAGUUGUGACAUCCGAUAGCUUCAAAACAAAAGACAGCUUUAGAACUGCAAAAAGUAAAAAGAAGAGGCGAAUCACAAGGUAUGACGCACAGUUAAUCCUGGAAAAUAACUCGGGGAUUCCCAAAUUGACUCUUCGUAGGCGUCAUGAUAGCAGCAGCAAGACAAAUGACCAAGAGAAUGAUGGGAUGAAUUCUUCAAAAAUAAGCAUCAAGUUAAGUAAAGACCACGACAACGAUAGCAAUCUCUAUGUGGCAAAGCUGAAUAAUGGAUUUAACUCAGGAUCAGGCAGUAGUUCUACAAAACUAAAAAUCCAGCUGAAACGAGAUGAGGAAAGUAGGGGAUCUUACACAGAGGGGCUUCAUGAAAAUGGGGUGUGUUGCAGCGAUCCUCUUUCCCUCUUGGAGUCUCGAAUGGAGGUGGAUGACUACAGUCAGUAUGAGGAAGAAAGUACAGAUGAUUCCUCCUCUUCGGAGGGCGACGACGAGGACGAUGACUAUGACGAUGACUUUGAAGACGAUUUUAUUCCUCUUCCUCCAGCCAAGCGAUUGAGGCUAAUAGUUGGAAAAGACUCUAUAGAUAUUGACAUUUCUUCAAGGAGAAGAGAAGAUCAGUCUUUAAGGCUUAAUGCAUAAGCUCUUGGUCUUAAUUUGACCUGGUAUAACUACUUUAAAGAAAUAAAAAAUUCCAGUCAAUUAUUCCUCAACUGAAAGUUUAGUGGCAGCACUUCUAUUGUCUCUUCACUUAUCAGCAUACUAUUGUAGAAAGUGUACAGCGUACUGACUCAAUUCUUAAGUCUGAUUUGUGCAAAUUUUUAUCGUACUUUUUAAAUAGCCUUCUUACGUGCAAUUCUGAGUUAGAGGUGAAGCCCUGUUGUAAAAUAAAGGCUCAGGCAAAACUGGACAGUGAUAGCAACUUUCCACAGAGGACGUUGAGAAUGAUGUGGCUACAACAAUUGUAACUAAGAGCAUCAGCUGGCUCCUUAAUAUAUGACUAAACAAUAACUUAAAUCAUAGUAGCAGCAGAUUAAGGGUUUCUAGUAUGCUAAUAUCACCAGCAAUGAUCUUUGGCUUUUCGAUUUAUUUGCUAGAUGUUUCCCCCUUGGAGUUUUGUCAGUUUCACACUGUUUGCUGGCCCAGGUGUACUGUUUGUGGCCUUUGUUAAUUCCGCAAACCAUUGGUUGGGAGUCAGAUUGGUUUCUUAAAAAAAAAAAAAAAAAAAAAUGCAAUGACAUACGCAACAGCUCACUUCCCAGUACAUUAUAUGUACGAGGGUAGCAGUGUGCGGGAUGAGUUUCGACACAGUGUAUUUAUUGCUUGUCGUGUAAAUUAAAAACCUUGUAUUUAACUCUUUUCAAUCCUUUUAGAUAAAAUUGUUCUUUGCAAGAAUGAUUGGUGCUUAUUUUUUCAAAAAUUUGCUGUGAACAACGUGAUGACAACAAGCAACAUUUAAUGAACUACAGCUAUCUUCAUUUGGUUCUUCAGGUUUUCUGUUGCACUUGUAAAAUGCUACAAGGAAUAUUAAAAAUCUAUUCACUUUAACUUAUACUAGUUUAUGAAAUAAAAACAUGAGUCACAGCUUUUGUUCUGUGGUAACCUGUAAGAAAGUUUGUCUUUGAGGUUCAGUGUAAAGAACUGAAAACGAUGUAUAUGUUGUAAAUAUUUGUGUGUUGUGAGAAAUUUUGUCAUAAGAAAUUAAAAGAACUUACCAGGAAGGUUUUUAAGUUUAGAAAUAUUCAUGCCAAUAAAAUAGGAAAUUAUAAAUAUAUAGUUUUAAGCACUGCAUCAGUGGAAGUUCUUGGCUUAUGUUAGUUUAUUAUGAAAAUAUCAAAGAUUUUUUUGACUAUAUUAUCAGUUAAACAAAAAGGAGUCAGAUUUAAUUUGUUUUUUGAAGCACUUUGAGAAAUUAAUUUUAAUUAACUUAAUGAGCAAAUUUUUUAUUACUACUUUAUGUUCAGUACCAGGUUCUUUUCAUUUCUCUGGAUUAUUUUGCAAAUCAUUGGACAGAGAGUUUGGGAAUAUAAAUCUGUAACAGGUGUUUGACACCAGUAGGUCUCUUUAUUUCUGGGAAAUGUGUACAUGUCCUCUCUGAUACACACUGUUCCUAAGUAAAGAUCAAUUUAGGGGAUUUGUAUAGUGUCUAUAGGAAAGUGGCCCAUGUCUUAAAAUAUUAAAAGGAAUCUGCAGGUAAUGCAAAGUCCAAUGGAGAAAACCUCAAUGCUGACUGUUUUUACUGAUUCCUACUGAUUUCCAGGUUGAGGGGAUAUUAUUGAAAUUAAGCUCCUUAAAACUAUUGAUUGCCCAUAGGUUCCAAAUAGAAAUUAAUAAGAUUCAUGACCAUCUUUAAAAAGUAGAUUUUUUCCUCCUGGUUCUCUAAGGAGCUACGUCUGUAGUCUUACAUAGUCUCAUCCUUGUUCAUUACGGUGCAGGCGAACUUCUCAGGCAUCUGGAAAGCGUGUGGCAGACUUCCUUCCACACUCACUCACACCCACGUUGUGGGGCAGACACACAGCCUCUCAGGAGCACCCAUCCGAGGCACCCUGAGCACUCAGCACAUCCAGCCCUCAUGUCGUCCCCACAUAAAAAUAUGAACCCCAUGCCACUGAGGAAGAUGAAGGUGGACCUUGCGUCUGGAGGUGCUGUUCCCACUGUAGUUUGAGGUGUUGGGAAGAGGUUCAGAGACUAAAUCUGAAACCUUGUUUCAAUACCAACAACAGCUAGUUUGGGAAUUUCAAUCCUAAAAAGUAACACAUUUCCCAUUUUUCUUCAUUUUUAAGCUAAUUUUAGUAACUUAUUUAUGAUGUUUGUUUUAUCAUGGCCUCAUCUUUAGAGGUUGACCUUCCCAUGGGUCUCAGAGCAGUGACAUUUGGUAGCGAAUCACUGCCUCUCAGGAGUCGGUAUGCACAAGCACUCAGCAGCCACUGUUGAUGCCUUCUAGGGAAACCUAGUUUCCGUUUGUAAAGGUAGGGGCCUCGGAACUGUUCUGGAUCUGCUGUCGAACGUCACUGUGUGGAACGGUGACAUCCACACACCGUGGACCAGUUUGGAAGAGGUUGCAUUCUAUAAAACUUUUAGCUUGAGCUUAUGCAAUGAUUGGUUUGAGAUUUUGGCAUUGUAAGAAUUAGGAGAUGAUCAUAGAAAUAUAUGUAAAGUAUUCAAUUUUCAAUCAUUUUCAAAUUACUGUUACGAAUUGUUUUUGCUGAGUUGUAAUACUUUUGAGAUACAAUGUAUUCCUUGUACUGAAAGAAUGAAAAAGGACUUUUUCAGCAUUUGAGGUAAGUUCUUUAACGUUUCAUUAAAAACAUUUUUUACAAAUAUUUUGUACAUGCACUUGCAGUAUUGAGGUUAAUCAUUUUAAUAAAUUCGGAAAUUAAAACAA
Molecule: messenger RNA, 5895 nt
Organism: Callithrix jacchus (white-tufted-ear marmoset)
Lineage: Eukaryota; Metazoa; Chordata; Mammalia; Primates; Cebidae
Gene: KMT5B
Product: lysine methyltransferase 5B
Cellular component (GO): nucleus
Molecular function (GO): histone H4K20 methyltransferase activity; protein binding
Source: RefSeq, a predicted model, not a curated record